Oryza sativa Japonica Group (Japanese rice) is the source of this 2513-nucleotide messenger RNA. The record is from RefSeq and is a predicted model, not a curated record. NCBI's taxonomy places the organism in Eukaryota, Viridiplantae, Streptophyta, Magnoliopsida, Poales, Poaceae.
GGCAGACGCCUCUUCGUCCGCACUAUUUCCGUCCCCUUGCCCUCCCACACAAUCGCCGAGUGUCCGAGACGCAGCCGCCGCCGCCGCCGCCGCGCACCCAUCGCCUCCUCCUCACAUCGCACCCCCGAGCAGCCGAAUCCUCCGUCGCGCGCCGCCCCUUCCUCCCCGCUCUCCGCCGCUGCCCGUGCCGCAGGCGCGGGCGGACUCUCUCGGUAGAUUGGGAGGCUAGCUGCUUACAAUUGAGUCUUUGACUUGCUUUUGUUGUUGUCACAAUGUCAGGCCUACUGAAUUCAAACCUGAACAAUUCUGCAUCAAACCUUCAAGACUCAUCUGGAAGACCGUUUACAGCAUCCUUUUCUGGUCAAUCUGGAUCAGUUCCAGGGGCGUUCCAUCACUCUGGCUUGCACAACAUCCAUGCAAAUUUUAAUCUGCCAAAUAUGCCUGGAUCGCUUGCUCAGAGGAAUGCUGCCAUGAGUGGCCUUCCAUCCUCUGGGGUUCAACAGCCUGGAGGGAGCAUUUCUGCAAGAUUUGCUUCAAACAACCUUCCAGUUGGAAUGUCUCAGCUUCCUCAUGGGCAUUCAGGAGUCAGUUCUAGAGUGAAUGUUGGCGGAGGUCCAGCAUUUAGUAGUAGCUUGAAUAUUGGAGGUACCAUUCAAGGCUUAUCCUCAAACUUGGGUGCUGGUGGUAAUCGGAAUUCUGUUCCUGGGAUGUCAGUAUCUCCAGCUUUGGGAAAUUUGGGCCCUAGGAUCACUGGUUCUGUAGGAAAUAUUGUGGGUGGAAGUAACAUUGGAAGGAAUAUAAGCUCUGGUGGAUUAUCUGUGCCAAGCAUAGCAUCACGCAUGAAUUUGAGUGGCAAUAUUGGCAGUGGCGGUCUAAAUGUCCAAGGAUCCAGCAGGAUGAUGAAUGGCAUUCUUCAGCAAGGAUCGCCUCAAAUGAUGAACAUGAUGGGGAGUUCAUAUCCGACGUCUGGAGGUUCAUUAUCUCAGAACCAAAUACAAGGAGGAAAUAAUUCCCUUGGUUCCAUGGGGAUGCUGCAUGAUGCCAAUGACAGUGCUCCAUAUGACAUGAAUGAUUUUCCCCAAUUGACUGGUCGACCUAGUUCUGCUGGUGGUCCGCAAGGACAAUAUGCAGGCUCACUGCGGAAGCAAGGAGUUGGUGUUAACACCAUUGUUCAACAAAACCAGGAAUUUAGCAUUCAAAAUGAAGACUUCCCAGCUUUACCUGGAUACAAAGGUAGCACUUCAGAUUAUGCUAUGGAGUUGCAUCACAAGGAACAACUUCAUGAUAAUGUGCCUGUUAUGCAAGCACAGCAAUAUCCGAUGUCAAGGUCAGUUGGCUUUAAUUUAGGAAGUAACUACCCACCAAAUCGUCAGCAACACCAGCAAGGUGCUAAUUCAGUUCAGAAUGCUGGUCCCCAAAAUAUCGGAUUAAGAUCUUCUGCAAGUCAAACUUCUAGUUUGGGAUCAUACGAGCAACUUAUCCAACAAUACCAGCAGCCUCAAACUCAAAAUCCUUUCAGAUUGCAGCAGGUGUCUUCAGCUACACAGUCAUACAGAGAUCAAAGUCUAAAGUCCAUCCAGGGAGGGCAAACACCACCUGAUCCUUAUGGUUUGAUGGGAUUGCUGGGAGUUAUCAGGAUGAAUGAUGCUGACUUAGCAUCUCUUGCUUUAGGAAUGGAUUUGACAACAUUGGGUUUAAACUUGAACUCACCAGACAAUCUAUACAAGACAUUUGGUUCUCCAUGGUCAAAUGAGCCAGCAAAAGGAGAACCUGAGUUUCAUAUUCCAGCUUGCUACAAUGCUGAGCAACCUCCACCGCUACAACCUAUACAUUUUCAGAAGUUCCAGACGUUAACGCUGUUUUACAUCUUCUAUAGCAUGCCAAGGGAUGAAGCUCAGCUAUGUGCUGCUAGUGAGCUUUACAACCGAGGAUGGUUUUAUCAUAAAGAAGUGCGAGUGUGGCUCACAAGAAUUCCAAAUGUUGAGCCUCUGGUCAAAACUCCUCAUUAUGAACGAGGGUCUUACGGUUGCUUUGAUCCAAACAACUGGGAGACAAUCCGCAAGGACAAUUUUGUUCUUCAUUAUGACCAAAUAGAGAAGAAGCCAGCUAUCCCAUCUUCGUCCCAAACUGUUAGGGGAAACAUUUCUUGAUACCUCCUGCUCAAGAACCUUCUUUCAUCGGGAGGAAGAAACUUUUGUUUAUGCUGAGGGCACAAUACCAUUGCCUAACUCAUAGGGACAGAGAAAACUCAUAGCUAGACCAUGCCGAUCUGCAGAGGGGAGGCUGCAGAACAAAAGCGGGAAUGCCUGCUUAGCCCUUGUAAUUAGAGUAAAAUGGUGAAGGUUUCAUUUUCUGUUUCAUACCCUUUGAGCAAAAGUUCCUUUAGAACUUCCCAACUUUUAGGAAUAAAAGCUUUCUUUACCGUUAAAGCUUCUGGUGACGAAACUUGGUUGGCUUUGCACAUAUCGACGUUAGUGUUUACCCUUCUUUUUAAAGAGUUAAUUUGCAGACAA